This is a messenger RNA of Aedes albopictus (Asian tiger mosquito), 2204 nucleotides long. RefSeq lists its product as uncharacterized. The transcript has a single exon. The record is from RefSeq and is a predicted model, not a curated record. Lineage: Eukaryota; Metazoa; Arthropoda; Insecta; Diptera; Culicidae. The coding region runs from base 667 to 1002 and encodes 111 amino acids.
GAUUGCCGCGGAAUCUCUGGAGAAAUUCAAUGUUAAUCUCUGGAGAGAUUGCACCAGUAUCACCGGAGAGUUUCCUCCAGAAUCUCCGAAAAGAUUCUCUUAGCCAUGGGUAAUGCUGUUUCUGUUUAACAAACAAUUUUUAGCAGUAAUUGACUAUAACGUAUACCGAUGUUUUGAUUGACCAGCUGUUAAACGCUAAUUGGUUUGAUCGAAAAAACAUGCGUGGCGAUUAUUAGUCCAAUUUCCAGUCACGUUUCAUACAAUAGAAUAUUUGGUCUAGGGAAAUUACAAUGUAAGCAUGCAAUCAAUUAAGCUUUUACUCGUAAAAUCCAAUAUCCGACAUGCAAACGGGAUUAGUCUCCAUUCGAAUCUUUACCAGAAUGAAUGUUGUGAUCCUCGUUCGAACGAUGCUCCUAAUACUCCUGCAACCUUCACUGAACCACGCCGUCGUCGACCUGGAAACGGAAAUCACCCUCCAACGGAUUGAGCAGACCACCGGGUUCAGCAUUCUCAAGACGAACCUGCGCGUCACCAAGUUCAACCGGACCUGCGCAGUUAUCAAUGGCACUGUGGAUAUCCUCGCAGAUCUGGACAACAGAUACUCGGUAACUCUAGAAUACGAUCCGGAGAAAUUCCUCUCGUUUUGACCUCACCGUACAGUUUCAGAUGAAGCCGGCCUACAGCCGGAUCGGGAACAACCAGUUCAACGAGUACCCGAUGAAGAUCGCAGAAAAUGCGCUGUGCUGCUACGUCAACGAUACGUAUCGGCUGUUUCAGGAUAUGCUACGGAACACCACUAACCUGCCGAUGGUCGGUCCGGACGGACUGUGUCCGGUGCCAUCCGGGCACUACUGGUUCAAGCAGGUUAAGAAUCUCAUGAACAAUGUACCCCCGAUGGUGCCGGAAGGGUACUGGCGGUUGACGUUUAUUAUUAGCGGGCCGAGGGAUGUCGUUGAGAUACAGGUGUUUGUGAUAUUGUCGAAGGGGUUUUUCGGGGGAUAGUAAUAAAUUGAGGCCGGCUCAUUGUGGAAAAGUUGUACACUGUAAGCGAAGUUAAACAUAACAGAUUCAUAUACCAUGUUCUGUGCCUGUUCACUGAACAGGUACAGAAAAUUGUAUGCGAAUCUGUUAUGUAUAAGCAGUGCUGCUAAAUGUCAUGAAUCUCAAAUGACUAUGACAAUCGAAUCUCACUCAUAUCACGCUCCCCAACAAGAAAUGUCAUCAUUAAAUACGUUUUUGUGACCAUUAUUAGCCAUAUUACCGAUUGAUGAAGACAAUUAAUUUCAUAAAUUUACCAUUAUUUUCUAAUACGAUUUUUUUUUAAUUUUUGGCAUUUUACAAGACUGCUCUUUACUAUUAGUUUGGCAUAAGAGUUUUCAAUAUCAAUUGAAUGCAUCUGACAGAUUGUUCUAAAUUUAACUACAACUAAUUCAACAAGUCAUCCAUAAAAUAAACAUCAACUGAAAGCAAAAUCAAGCAGUUACAAUCAAAACGCAGAAAUACAAAAACAAAAAACGAAAAUCGCAACUUAAUUCGGAAAGGUAUCAAUCACACGACACGGAAGACGGGUGCUAAUUUCGGACGCUGUCGCUUGCAUGACUGACUGCCAUAAUUAUGAGAAGGGGAUGGACGGUGGAUACUUAAUAUGGACAUGUGACCCAUUGGCGUUGCAUGUUUCAAUCUGUGUCGUUGUCGCACUUUAAGUGUAUUAUUAUUAAUUAAAUACGUAGUGGAAAAGCAGCAAUUAGUGUGGGCAUAUGUACGAGUUAACUGCUGACCACGGUAAUUGUUCAUUUAUUAGGUAAUGAAUUUUAACUCUCUAAAGAUUCUGGUGGAAUCUCUCCAGAGAAUGUGGAGGUAUCUCUCCAGAGCUUGUGGAAGAAUCUCUACAGAGAUUCUGGAGGAAUCACUCCAGAGUUUGUAGUGUUAUCUCUCCGGAGAUUCUGAAGGAAUCCCUUCGGUGAUACUGAAGAAAUUACUCCGGAUAUUCUGGAGGAAUCUCUCCAGAGAUUCUGGAGGAAUCUCUCCGGAGAUUCAGAAUGAAUCUUUCUGGAGAUUUUGGAGGAAUCCCUCCGCAGAUUAUGAAGGAAUUUCUCCAGAUAUUCUGAGGGACUCUCUCCGCAGGUUCUGGAGAAAUCUCUCCGCAGAUUCUGGAGGAAUCUCUCCGGAGAUUCUAGAGCAAUCUCUCCGGAGAUUCUUGAAAA